AUGGUAGAUUACGGAUACAACAACCAGUACUCGACCUCGACCUCGUACGGUGCGAACGGUGCUGCAGAUGGUGGCGGCUUUGUGGCAGGAGAGCCACAGAGCAGUCCGGCGGGCGGAAAAGGCGGCUAUGGAAAAGACACAGUUCGUCCUGUCACGAUUAAACAGAUCCUCGAUGCGCAGCAACCACAUCCCGACGCAGAUUUUCGAGCAGAUGGAGAACCAUUUGGUCAAGUAACGUUCAUUGGCCAAAUCAGAAGCAUCAGCACUCAACCGACGAACAUCACAUACAAGGUCGACGACGGCACGGGGAUCGUUGAAGUGAAGCAGUGGAUUGACAGCGAUGCGAACCCAGACAAGAUGGACCUGGAAUCGAGUAAGCCGAGACUAGUUGAAGAUGGCUAUUGUCGUGUCUGGGGGAAGUUAAAGGCGUUCAACAACAAACGGCAUGUUGGAGCACAUAUCAUCCGGCCCAUCACCGACUACAACGAAAUCAACUAUCAUCUACUCGAGGCCACCGCGGUACAUCUGUUUUUCACAAGAGGGCCGCCAACUGCUCAAGCAAACGGCCAGAAAACCGGUGACACAAAUGGCGCGGCUGUCUCACGGCAAGAGUUCACCAGCGCUACAGAUGGUGCGCUUUCCAAUGUCUCGCCUCUUGCCCGUCGGGUGUUCAAUACUUUGAAAAACUCUGCACAAAGCAAUGAAGGCCUGCACGUCCAGAUGGUUGCUUCUCAGAUGGGAAUGCCUGUGAGUGAGGUCUACAAGGGCGCCGAAGAACUUUUGUCUCUUGGCAUCAUCUUCACAACGGUCGACGACAACACCUGGGCGGUUCUAGAGGCUUGA
Molecule: messenger RNA, 843 nt
Organism: Capronia coronata CBS 617.96
Lineage: Eukaryota; Fungi; Ascomycota; Eurotiomycetes; Chaetothyriales; Herpotrichiellaceae
Product: replication factor A2
Exons: 3
Coding region: 1-843 (280 amino acids)
Biological process (GO): DNA replication; double-strand break repair via homologous recombination; nucleotide-excision repair
Cellular component (GO): DNA replication factor A complex; chromosome, telomeric region; nucleus
Molecular function (GO): DNA binding
Source: RefSeq, a predicted model, not a curated record